Molecule: messenger RNA, 2988 nt
Organism: Gekko japonicus
Lineage: Eukaryota; Metazoa; Chordata; Lepidosauria; Squamata; Gekkonidae
Product: collagen alpha-1(XI) chain-like
Exons: 36
Coding region: 1-2988 (995 amino acids)
Source: RefSeq, a predicted model, not a curated record
AUGCCCGAGGAGCAGCCGGUGAUCAGCACCGUGCGCGGAGACGGCGAGGCCAUGGCUGAGCGGCGGGGACUGCCCGGCGGCACCGAACAGGACUUCCGAGGAAGCCGGCCGAGGAUCGGGGCGCGGGUCCUCUGCAGGCUUCCUCGGACGUACGAUCCUUCGGAUCAACCGGGCUCGCGCUCCCUCCCGGCGCUGCGAGGAGUUUGCGAGCGGCCGAGGGAAUCCCCCCCGGAGAGCGCCCUGCGGAGCCCGGCGCCGAGGAUGGCGAGGCCGGCGGAGCCCCGGGGACUCCGGAGCCCCCUGAUCUGCCUCCUGGCCCUCCUGCUGCGCGGACUUCCCCGGGCGAGGGCAGAUGGCCUUGUUGAUGUGCUGCAGGCGUUUGGUGUGCGGGAGGGCAAAAACGGGGUCUCUAUCACUGCGGGGAUCUGCACGCAGAGGAAUGGAUCGGAGGACAGCGACCUGGCCUUCCGCCUGGAGAACCAGACCCACUUCAAUGUCCCCACCAGGCAGCUCUUUCCAGACGGCCCCUUCCCAGAGGAUUUCUCGGUGCUAACCACCCUGCGAGCCCUAAGAGGCAGCCAGUCUUUUUUGUUUUCCGUGUUCGACGUUCGGGGAGUGCAGCAGCUCGGCGUAGAGAUCGGACGCUCGCCCGUCUUCCUGUAUGAAGAUCAGCAUGGCCACCCAGUGCCCGAGGAAUAUCCUCAUUUCCACAGAGUCAACAUGGCUGAUGGGAAGUGGCACCGCAUAGCUCUGAGUGUGGAAGGUGCGAAUGUAUCCCUGAGUGUUGACUGCGGAGACCCUAUGACGCUGCCCCUGGAGAGGGACGCGCAUCCCGUCGUCAGUGUCGAGGGCAUCGCCUUACUUGGGGCACGGCGGCCAGAUGAAGAUGUCUUUGAGGGUGAUCUUCAGCAGCUGCUAAUUGUGCCGGAUCCCUCUGCCGCCUCCCAGUACUGCCAACACUACAUGCCAGAUUGCAACAGGCCGCUCACCUAUCCGUUGCAUGCCCAAUAUGCGGAAGAGAACGUUCCCCGCAGGAAGGGCAAGCGAGGCAAGGGCAAAGGCAAGGGCAAAGGCAAAAAGAGAGGGAGAGGCAAGAAGAAGAGGAACAAGGAAGCGGUCGAGACGUCCUCCUCGCUCCCUCCAGCCCCGGGCCAGUAUGAGGCUCUGACCCAAGCUGUUCCUACAAAACCAGCAGCCGAUUUCUGGGAGGAGAGUUCUGAUCCUGAACAUGGAGCGCUUACCCCGACCACUGUGACGGUCAGCUUUAACUUCUCUGGCAAUUAUGAGGACCUUCUAGGAGAAGAGUAUGUGAUCAGUGAGCACACAGACCUGGAUGGCAAUGGCACAUAUGAGGCCUAUGAUGAUAGGCUUGACUACAGAACGAGGGACUAUGAAGACUACUAUGACCGAAGGGAUACCAGUGAGGAAGAGCGAUUUGAUCCUGCUGAGCGCGUUGAAGCUACUGCUCAGGUCCCCCAGGAAACCAAUCUGAAGGGACAGAAAGGGGAGCCGGCAGUCCUGGAUCCUGGCACUCGUUUUGUAGGGCCACCUGGAUACCCGGGGCCAGUGGGUGAGCCAGGUCCUAUAGGACAAGCAGGGCCUCCAGGAUUUCCAGGGGAUCCUGGCGAGAGGGGACCACCAGGACUCCUAGGCCUUCCAGGAGCUGAUGGCAUUCGUGGACCCCCUGGGAUGAUGAUUAUGUUACCAUUCCAGUUUGGUGGCGACUCUUCGAAAGGCCCUUCGGUUUCUUUUCAGGAAGCCCAGGCUCAAGCGAUCUUGCAGCAAGCCAAGCUGGCUAUGAAGGGUCCCCCCGGUGCCAUGGGCCUCACAGGCCGGCCUGGGCCACUGGGUCUGCCGGGAAAUCCGGGAUUGAAAGGAGAUGCAGGUGACGCAGGACCACAGGGUCCUCCAGGGAUAAUCGGGCCGGUUGGUUUCCCAGGGAAAACUGGCAAGCGGGGUCGCUCAGGAGCCGAUGGUGCCAGAGGAUUGCCGGGGGAAACUGGACCAAAGGGUGACCGAGGUUUUGAUGGACUUCCGGGACUUCCUGGUGAGAAGGGGAACAAAGGAGAAGUAGGGAAGCCAGGCCCACCUGGAGCUCCUGGUGAGAAUGGAGCUAAGGGUUCAGAUGGUAUACCUGGUGCCGGAGGACAGUCUGGGGAAGCUGGAUUGCGUGGUUUGCCUGGUUCGCGAGGCCCUCCUGGUCCCCCAGGCCCACCGGGUGCCAGUGGUAUCGAUGGGGCCCCUGGACCCAAAGGCAAUCUGGGCAUACAGGGUGAGCCUGGUCCGCCAGGACAACAGGGAAACCCUGGAGCUCAGGGUCUACCUGGUCCUCAAGGUCCUGUCGGGCUUCCAGGCAACAAGGGUCCACAUGGAAAACCAGGAAUUCCAGGACUGGCUGGUGUGGAUGGACCCCCGGGUCACCCAGGAAGAGAAGGACCACCUGGGGAGAAAGGAGCCCAGGGUCCAUCUGGUGCAGCAGGACCUGUUGGCUAUCCAGGGCCCCGUGGAGUCAAGGGGGCCUUUGGAGUGAGAGGCCUGAAAGGAAGCAAAGGUGAGAAGGGAGAAGAUGGAUUCCCUGGCUUCAAGGGUGACAUGGGACCCAAGGGUGACCGGGGUGAUGGUGGCCCACUGGGGACACGUGGCGAGGAUGGCACCGAGGGCCUGAAAGGGCAAGCAGGUCCUGUGGGGGAAGCAGGUCAUCCUGGCCCAGCUGGCGAGAAGGGAAAGUUGGGGGUGCCGGGCUUGCCAGGCCACCCUGGCCGCCAGGGACCUAAGGGCUCGACUGGAUUCCCAGGGCCCCUGGGCCUCAUUGGAGAGAAAGGCAAGCGGGGUCUUCCAGGUGAACGUGGUUUGCCAGGACCCACCGGGAAACCAGGACCAAAGGUGUCCCCAUAUGACAAGUACGAUUUCAAGGAGGGGUCUCAGUGGGCUGCAGUGGGACUGGGGAAACUGCAAAGUCCUCCACAAAUUGUUGGAGGCAUGCUGUAA